GUCUAAUUGUAUUGGAUUGUGAUAAAAGUUUCAGAAAAAUGACUAUUUGGACAACUGAGGAGGAGGAAAGGAUUCUUAAGGUGUUGCGGGAAGCAGGUUCUUGUGAAAAAUGUUGUCAGCGUUUCCUUGGUUUUAAACAUUCCAUCAUAUACAAGUCUCUGCACAAGGCUGAGACAAUGAGACUAGAGGAAGAACCCGCAGAGAAGAAACUUAAACCCAAUCCUUGUAUUGUCUGCUUAGGAACUCUACAGGAUGCAUAUAUGAUGCCAAGAAUGGAGGAGAUAAUAGGUCAGAUAAAGGAGUCUGGAUAUGAUGCUGAACGGUUUACUUUAUCCCUCUCUCUACCAAUAUCUCUGUCUAUCAGACAACAUGCUCUUUGGUUGCAUCUUGAGCGUGAGGCCCCUGAACUGAGUUCUAAGCUUGACCAGGAGGAUAUUGUUCCUAUUAAACAAAUCUGGAAAUAUAUUUAUCCAGAUCUAGUCUCAUCACAAGUUGGACUCACACACGAGAACGGAGAUACAGCAGAUUUCUAUGUUGAGCUGGUGAUCCAGUGGUGGAAGGACGAGGAGGAGAUCCAGGUCAUGGAGAAGAUCUGUCCCAGGGAGUACAGGGAUAGGGCACAUAAGGUAAUAAUCUAG
Eurytemora carolleeae is the source of this 638-nucleotide messenger RNA. RefSeq names its product putative tRNA pseudouridine synthase Pus10. Bases 39 to 638 code for a protein of 199 amino acids. The record is from RefSeq and is a predicted model, not a curated record. Gene Ontology annotation, biological process: tRNA pseudouridine synthesis. Gene Ontology annotation, molecular function: pseudouridine synthase activity. Lineage: Eukaryota; Metazoa; Arthropoda; Copepoda; Calanoida; Temoridae. The transcript has 7 exons.